AUGGAAUCUACAUGUAAAGGAAGGAGUCUCCUGUACUUACUUCUCUUUGCAAUAUGCGCGGCCAGCGUUUGCUUUUGUGCAAGAAGAUCAAAUGUUCGGAGAUCUGAUCGUUUGAGUCCUCCAUUAGACAUUCAGCUAGAGACAAUCAACUGCACAGCCUUCAGUGUACGAUGGAAGAUGCCACGGCGACAUGUUAGCACCAUCACUGGAUACAAGGUCUUCUAUACAGAGAUGAGGAAUGGUCAUCCAGUGGGUACAGCAUCUUUGAUGGAGGUGCCUCUCAGCCUGGACAUGCUGACCACUGGGCAAUUUGAUGGACAAGCAAGCUUUGAUGUGGACAUUGGUAACCUAAAGGUGAACACUAAGUACAGAGUCAGUGUUGGAGCUUAUGGCUGGGCAGGGGAGGGUAGGCCCAGCAUGCCCAGAGACAUCAGCACCGCCUCACAUGAAAUGUGCAUGCCCCCAUCGCCCCCCACUCAGCCUGUUGUCAUGGCUGUAUCUGACACAGAGCUGGCGUUGUCAUGGCAGCAAGGAGAGAGCGAGGGUAGCGCACCUGUCCUUCACUUCCUGGUGGCUUACAUCAGGCCAGAAAUGGACACGGAGUGGACGUAUAUUCGUGAGCCCAUUGAGACUAACUCCAUGGUUUUGAAGGGGUUAAUACCGGAAACGGAGUACCAGUUUGUUGUCCGGGCGGUCAAUGUGCACGGGGUUAGCCCACCCAGCCACAUCAACAACCCUGUGCGCACUCUUGGCGCAUCAGAAGUUGGCAGUGGGGAUUAUGGGCGUUACAUCACAGACUCCGGGAUCAAAGAUGAUGAUGGCUUUGACAUUGAUGACUCCGAUUAUGAUAUCUUUAUUGAAGAGUUGAAGCCAUUCCCAGGUAUCAGUCAGGACAACAGGAAAUCCCAGCUCCGUUCACGUUCUGGUCCACCGUCUGGUCGGAACGUUGUUUACCGUAUGAACACCAUCGCUCCUCCCAAUGUCACUGUCCCACCAGUUUCCACCACCACCACCACCCCCAGCUCGUCCAUCUUCCCAGACUUCUCAGAUCUGGUCUUCCCCACCACUUCAGAGCCCAGUACCAAUCCUGACACCACAACUACUGCCCCACUUACCACUACCAGCAUCACUGUGCCCACCACCACUACCACCCCAACCAUGUCACCCUGGAAAGGUGACAUACCUCGCAUGUAUGACCUGACCUGCGAUGAUACUGUGUGUCCCCCCGACAGCUUCUGUCUCAGUGAUUAUGACAGUGGAGGUUCACGUUGCCACUGUAACCUCGGAAGAAGAGGGGACACUUGCUCCGAGGUGGUAUCGGUGAACUUUCCCAGGUUCUACGGCUACUCUCACAUGACUUUAGAACCCUUGAAAAACUCUUACCAGACCUUUCAGAUCACUUUGGAGUUCAAGGCAGACUCUGAGGAUGGCUUGCUGCUAUACUGUGGGGAGAACGAACACGGCCGUGGAGACUUUACCUCUUUGGCUCUGGUGCGAGGCAAGCUGCACUACAGGUUUAACUGUGGUACAGGAGCAGCUCAGAUAGUUAGCGAGAGUCGUGUAGUUCUUGGUCAGUGGCACACAGUAACUGUCUUCAGAGACGGCAUGAGCGGCUGGCUCCGUAUGGACAACGACACCCCUAUAUCUGGACGCUCACAGGGACAGUACACAAAGAUCACCUUCCGCUCGCCGCUGUAUGUGGGGGGAUCCCCGAGUGCUUAUUGGCUGGUCAGGGCGACGGGGGCAAAUCGUGGUUUUGUUGGCUGCAUUCAGAGUCUGAUCAUCAACAACAAAGCCACAGAUAUCAGACCCUGGCCUCUGGGCAGAGCUCUGAGUGGAGCUGAUAUAGGUGAGUGCAGCGACACUGUGUGUGACCUGGUCAGCUGUGCCAAUGGCGGUGUCUGUUUUGCAAACCGUGCUGACGGCUACAUCUGCCUGUGCCCACUCGGCUUCAGGGGAGCACUUUGCGAAGAGAGUUUCUCACUGUCCUCACCACUCUUCAAUGAGACAGUGUUUUCGUACGCUGUCCUCCCCUGGCCUCAGUCCUCUCAGAGUUAUCUGUCCUUCAUGGAGUUUGAGCUGACGUUUCGGCCAUCGAUGCCCGACGGGAUGCUGCUGUACAGUGAUGAUGCAGGCAGUGGAGACUUCCUGGCUAUAAACCUGGUGGACAGAUAUGUAGAGUUCAGAUUUGACUGCGGCUCCGGAGGAUCAGUCAUAAGGAGUGAGGAGCAGAUCAGUCUGGACACUUGGCACGAGCUGAGGGUGUCCCGCACAGCAAAGAGCGGUAUCCUGCAGGUGGACAGCCAGAGGCCAAUGGAGGGAAUUGCUGAGGGAGCUUUCACUCAGAUCAACUGCAGUUCACCUCUCUAUAUUGGAGGAGUACCAGAAUAUGAUAAAACCAAGAGGACGGCAGGUGUAAUAAAGCCCUUUACUGGAAUUAUACAGAAGCUGGUUCUCAAUGACCGCACCAUCCCAAUAACAACUGGCUCCGCUGGUGGUGUCAAUGUUGCAAACUCAGCACACCCAUGUGUGGAAAGUCCCUGUGCCAAUGGAGGGACCUGCAGGCCAAAGUGGGAUGGAUAUGAGUGUGACUGCCCCCUAGGGUAUGAUGGCAGGCACUGCCAGAAAGAGUGUGGGAAUUACUGUUUGAACACUGUGACUGAAGCCAUUGAGAUCCCACAGUUCAUUGGGCGAAGUUACCUGAACUACGACAACAGCGAUAUCCUUAAAAGGGUUUCUGGGUCCAGGACCAACCUUUUCAUGCGUUUUAAGAGCACAGCCAAAGAUGGCUUGUUGCUAUGGCGAGGAGACAGUCCAAUGAGACCCAACAGUGACUUCCUGUCCAUGGGGCUUCAAGAUGGUGCACUAAUCUUCAGUUAUAAUCUGGGCAGUGGUGCAGCUAACAUUGUUGUCAACGGGACCUUUAGUGAUGGAAAGUGGCACAGAGUCAAAGCUGUGAGGGACGGCCAGUCAGGGAAGCUGACAGUGGAUGACUAUGGAGCAAAGACAGGCAGGUCACCUGGCAAGAUGAGGCAGCUCAAUAUCAACGGGCCUUUAUAUGUUGGUGGCAUGAAAGAGAUAGCUCUUCACACAAACAGGCAGUACAAUGGAGGCUUGGUGGGCUGCGUGUCCCACUUCACGCUCUCCACUGAUUAUCACUUAGCACUGGUGGAGGAUGCUGCUGACGGCAAGAACAUCAAUACUUGCUCCAACUAG
Seriola dumerili (greater amberjack) is the source of this 3216-nucleotide messenger RNA. RefSeq names its product EGF like, fibronectin type III and laminin G domains (gene egflam). Bases 1 to 3216 code for a protein of 1071 amino acids. Gene Ontology annotation, molecular function: calcium ion binding; protein binding. The transcript has 25 exons. NCBI's taxonomy places the organism in Eukaryota, Metazoa, Chordata, Actinopteri, Carangiformes, Carangidae. The record is from RefSeq and is a predicted model, not a curated record.